AGACUUCUUUGUGCCAGCUAACUUCCCUCAUGUUAUAGAUGCAGUUAAGAAAGUGGCUGGCUUGGAUGAAAGAACAAACGUCUUCAAAACGCCAUCUUUAGCACUCAAGUUGGGUCACAACCUCAAGAAAGUGGCAAAUGUUCUUGAAUGUGAGGCUAUGAUCUCAGGCGAUGAGAAUACCAUUCACAAUGUGCGAAUUUUCAAACAAAUCUGUGAGACCAGAUGGAGCGAGUGUGUCUCUUCCCAUGCUCUUAGGACUUUGAAUGAGGCUAAGUGGAAUGCUCCUCAGCUUAUUCCCUUUGCUGAAGACGUUAGGAAAAUGCACCAGUAUCUUGACACAAAAAGGAUGGAGUGCCAGAGGAACCUGAAGGAAGAAGCUGUAAAGAAGAACUGGGCUGAACUUGCCAAGAUCACGCUUUGUGAGGUGAUAAUAUUCAACCGGAGAAGAGAGGGAGAAGUAUCCAAGAUGCCACUGAACGCUUUCACCUUGAGAGAUACCUCUGUCACCCAUCCAGAUGUGGAGCUUGCUUUGUCAGAACUUGAAAAGAAGCUGUGUAAACACUUCCAGCGAAUUGAGAUAAAAGGCAAACGUGGCCGAAAGGUUCCCAUUCUCCUAACUCCUAAUAUGGCAUCAUCAAUGGAGUUGCUUGUCCAAAAUCGCCGCAAUUGUGAUGUAUUGGAUGAGAAUCCAUACAUGUUCGGGAGACCACAGACUCUCAAUCACUUCAGAGGAUCGGAUAUUAUUCGUGAGAUGGCUCAAAACUGUGGAGCAAAACACCCUGGAGCAUUGUCCUCAACCAAACUGAGGAAGCACAUGGCCACCAUGUCAAAGGUACUUAACCUAAAGGACAAUGAAAUGGACGACCUAGCUGACUUCCUUGGCCAUGACAUUAGAGUUCAUCGUCAGUAUUAUAGAUUGCCUGAAGGGACAUUACAGUUGGCAAAAAUCAGUAAAGUGUUGCUGGCACUAGAAAGAGGACAGCUCUCCCACUUCAAAGGACGAAAUCUGGAUGAAAUCAGCAUUGAUCCACAAGAAAAAAUGUCUGUGGACAGUGGAUCAGACACUGAAGAAGAGGUUGACUCAGCUGAGAGGGAUGCUGGUACUUCAUCUUCCAGAUCACCAGAUAUGGAUGGCAACAAAAAAGUAGAAAAUGGUCAAUUUGGGGUGACCAGGAGAUGCACCACUGAAGUUGGACAAAGCAAUGAUCUGCCCUCAGCAAAAGAGAGGUCAGAUGACGAGGUACUGGCAGACAUGGAAGUCUCUGGCAACUCCAACACGACUAACGGCCCACCACAAAAGAAGAGACUGAAGUGGAACCAAGAAGAAAUCCAGGCAGUGGAGAAAACACUCAUGGACUGUAUUGACUCUGGAAAGGUUCCUGGGAAAGCCCAGUGUAUGAAGUGCAUUGAAACCUCACCAGUAGCCCUCAAGGACAGGACAUGGCAAGGGAUUAAAUUCUAUGUGAAAAAUCGCAUAGAUGCAUUAAAACGAGAGACUUUCAAAAGAAGGUAAGCGUUGACCUUUUUGUUACUGUGAAAGAAAACGGAUCAUUUGUUAGUGCCAUUACCACGCCGAUUCUGUUUGGAGUUUCUGCCGGUUUUGAAGUUUUGAGACAGCUGCAGUCAAGUUUUGUAAUGCAAGUAUGUAUGCAUACUGUAUGUUCAUGUUUAUUGAUACAUAUCAAUGAAUACAUUUCAUUUUAGUACAUGCAUGUUGGAUUGUAUGUAUAUUUUUUGCAACAAGAUACUGUAAGUUAUGCAAUAAAAUGGUUCACAUAGAACCAGAAAAUGUAGUCCAUUAUUGAUGGUUGGCAUUAAGCAUGUUACCAGGCACUUAAAAAUAACAUUAAACAAAAACAAAUCUGAUAUAACACAGUUUAUUGACUUAAAAGAACUAGGAUUGCUCAUAUUUGACAAACUGUGUUCCCAAAAAUUACACAGUGCCACCUGGUGGUAGUUGGUGAUGGACAUGUCCCCACAUGGAGCCAAAAACCUGACAGAUUUUUGAUUUUCUAAAUUUGAUUAAUUUUUAUGUUAAAGAUUAUAUUUCAUGUUCCAAUAUCCCUAAAAAAAAUCCAAACCUAAAACCAAGCCUUUAGCUCAUUUAGAAAGUUGGGUCCCCACGUGUAACCACCUAGUCACUCGCCAAAACAAGUCCUCACGUUUCGGGAAAAACAAGUAUGUGUGUGUGUGUGUGUGUGUGUGUGUGUGUGUGAGAAAGAAGCAGACCAGGUAAAAUAAACAGGACUCUUUAUUGGGUUCAGGUGAAACAUGUAACACUGGCUCCCUGCUGAAGAACAGGCGUGACCCGCCGGGUCAUGUGACCCGCCGCCUCACACACACAGUCACUGAUUGGUCGUUGCAUGGAGGAGACACUUCCAUCCCCGACGACGAAGCCGUGAGACGGA
Molecule: messenger RNA, 2408 nt
Organism: Xiphophorus couchianus (Monterrey platyfish)
Lineage: Eukaryota; Metazoa; Chordata; Actinopteri; Cyprinodontiformes; Poeciliidae
Exons: 5
Coding region: 158-1513 (451 amino acids)
Source: RefSeq, a predicted model, not a curated record